AUGGAUGAUGAUUCAAAAGAAGAAGAGGAAUUGGCUACCAACAUAGUAAUGAUAGGUGUCUCCAUGUUACUUCUUGCAUUGGUUACUAUUGCUGUUUUUGCCAACCUAGGUGGUGGCACCAAAGAAGAAACAAAUUUUAAGAGCAUUAACUUUAUCUGUGCUAAAACAGAAUCACCAGAAACUUGUCUUCAUGUCUUAAAAAAUAUAGGCGAAAGAGCUUCCCCUUUGGAUUACAUUAAUGCUGCGAUUAAUGCAACUCUUGAAGAAUUAAUGAUAGUUAAUAUACCAAAACCUGAUUCUGAAAAAUGCUUAACUUCUUUGCAGAAGAAAUCAUAUAGAGAUUGUUUGGAGUUGUUGAAUAUGGGAAAAGAUGAGCUUGAAAAUUUGAACUUUACCGCGAAUUUGUCUAGGGAAUCAAAAGAAAUGAUCAAUAGCCUAAGCGCGAUCAUUUCGUAUCAACAAACUUGUUCUAACGAGUUGAUGAGAACAAAUAAUUUUGAUAUUUUAGGAUAUUCUUUGAAGUUACCUAUUCUUCUUUCAAGGAUUACAUUAACAAUUGUUGAUACUUUCUUCGAGAAGCCGGUUUUGGACGAAGGGUUUGAGAAAAUGUUCACGGGAGCGAACCAUGAAGCUAUGGAAGUUGAUCAUGAGAAGAAAAGACUAAUCGUUGCUCAAGAAGGCCGCGGCCAUUUUACAACAAUAACCGAAUCACUCAAUGCUUGUGCAAGGAAUAUAGAAUCUUCAUGUGUUAUUUAUGUGAUGAAAGGCGUGUAUGAAGAGAGAGUUGUGAUACCUAAGAAUUUAGAAUAUGUUUUCAUGUAUGGCGAUGGGCCUAGGAAAACCAUUGUCACCGGAAUCAAUACACAAGGCUCGAGGAUUGUUACAACUCCAUUUCGUUCUGCUACUUUUGUGGUGAAAGGGAAAGGAUUCAUUUGCAAAGAUAUGGGAUUCAGUGCACCUGCUAAUAUAGCAGGUGCACCUGCACUUGUUGUGUUUUGUGAUCAUGCAGCAUUCUUCAACUGCAAAAUUGAUGGCAACGAAGGAAGCUUAUACGCGGUGGCGCAUCGCCAAUUCUAUGGAAACUGCGAAAUUCGUGGAAGUGUAGACAUUAUCAAAGGAGACUCAGCGACUAUAAUUCAAAACUCACGAAUCAUAGUGAAGCGUCAAAAUUCUUCUGUUGUUCCAAGGAAAAAAGCGGUGAGUUUUCAAUCAAGAGUAGACAAACAUGAAAGUACUGGUUUUGUGAUGCAAAACUGCACCAUUGAAGCAGAAGAAUGCGAAACCGAUGAUAAUAAUAAUAAUAGUCUUGUUGGCUCGACGUGUUUGGGAAUACCGUGUAAUGAACAUUCGAGAACAGUCGUAAUGGAAUCGUUUCUUGGCAAUGUGAUAAGCCCGGGAGGUUGGUGUAAAUGGAGUAAUAACUAUGGAGUUGGUACAGCAAAUUUUAUUGAGUAUAAUAAUAGAGGAAUUGGUGCAAGAACUGGUAAGAGGGUACAUUGGGAGAGUUAUAGAGAUGUUUCUCAGAAUCGGAAAAGUGAAAUGAUGAAGUUUACAGCUGAUGAGUUUAUUCAAGCAGAUCAAUGGUUGAAAAAUACUAGUAUUCCAUAUCAAUCUGGACUUUUCUUUCAUAAUUAG
This is a messenger RNA of Vicia faba (fava bean), 1635 nucleotides long. The record is from the annotation of a GenBank genome assembly. NCBI's taxonomy places the organism in Eukaryota, Viridiplantae, Streptophyta, Magnoliopsida, Fabales, Fabaceae.